Penicillium salamii is the source of this 1308-nucleotide messenger RNA. The record is from the annotation of a GenBank genome assembly. Lineage: Eukaryota; Fungi; Ascomycota; Eurotiomycetes; Eurotiales; Aspergillaceae.
AUGGACACCAACGCGAUUCUCAAUCUCAUCCACGUAGCGCAGGACCAGCUUUGGGUUGACAAAGUGAAUGAAGCCCACAUAACAGGCCGUCUUUGCCAGUGGGUGUCGACUUUUCAUCCAAAUAAACUUCCCUGUGUACUUGAUGGUACCUUUCACCAUGGCGCAUUUAACGCCGGUAUGAAGAUGGUCUUUAGUGACAGCACAGCCUGGAUGGUCCGUUUCCCUCGUUGUGGGAUGGUUUGUGAAGACUACACAGACGAGAAGGUUGCUAUGGAGGUGUCGGCCCUAAAUCUCAUCCGCAGCACGACUACCAUUCCCACCCCAACAGUCCGGGCUUGGGGACCUGCUGCCAGUAACACACUUGGUCUAGGUCCUUUUAUUAUGAUGGACUUUAUCAACGGUGUGAGCCUUAGUAGCCUUCUCCAGGACCCUAACGCCGAACCCAGCAGAGUCAUAAGAGAAGAUAUCAGCGAUAGUGAUAUUGAGGUUAUCUACAGGCAGUUGGCGAAUUUUCUGCUUCAACUUUUCAAACUGGAUUUCGACCAAAUCGGCAGCCUGCCAUCGCCACAGACUGAAUAUCCAAGCCCUACACCACCGCGGCCGUUAACAUUCAAGGCACGAACUAUCCUACAAGACGGAGGAGUCGAUACUUUCGGAUUGGAAGCAGCUCGUUCAUCAACCAAACUCAUUGGGUUUUACGAUGCUCAAAACAAAUAUGUCGCAUUCAAAGUCCUGGAGAGUCUGAUACCUGAAUUCGUCAACGCAAAGUAUGACCGCUGCAAGUUUAAACUAAUAUGCGACGACCUCGGCUUGGCAAAUGUGAUUGUCCGUGGCACAGAAGAUCUCACUAUCGUUGGAUUAGUGGACCUCGAGUGGUCAUAUAUUGGACCCGCCCAGCUGUUUGGCUCGGCACCGUGGUGGCUUCUCCAAGAUAGGCCUGUCAACAGUACGUGGGAUUGCGUUGGCGAGGAGCUGCCUAAGAUUGGGUCCCGGUAUUUCAGAUACUUGGAGAUUUAUAUACGUAUAUUGGAGGAGGAAGAGUCAAAGAUGCAAGGGCACGAAGAGAGAGAGCUCUCUAGUCUCGUUAAGUGGUCACAAGCCUCCGGGGCUAUGUGGUUGCACAUGCUUCUCUCGUCUGGCUUUAAUGACGAACAAAGCUUUCCUUUUACGCAGCUGCGUGAACAUAUGGGGGCUACUGAGUGGGCAAAGCGUGGGGUGGAAUUCGACAACCCAAAAGAGCUUGAGGAAUUCGCGGCGCAGAAGGUUAGAGAGAUGGAUAUGUAUGAAGAAGCCUUGGGGGAGAUAUAA